Molecule: messenger RNA, 364 nt
Organism: Otolemur garnettii (small-eared galago)
Lineage: Eukaryota; Metazoa; Chordata; Mammalia; Primates; Galagidae
Gene: FAM241B
Product: family with sequence similarity 241 member B
Exons: 2
Coding region: 1-363 (120 amino acids)
Cellular component (GO): intracellular membrane-bounded organelle
Source: RefSeq, a predicted model, not a curated record
AUGGUGAGGAUCUUGGCCAAUGGGGAAAUCGUGCAGGAUGAUGACCCCCGAGUGAGAACCACAACCACAUCAAGAGGUAGCACUCCUCGACAGAGUUUUCUCAACAGGGGCCAUGGUGCCCAUCCAGGGGGCCUUGGGCCCCGUCAGCAGCAGGCAGGUAUCAGGCUGGGUGCUGCUCAGUCCCCCUUCAAUGACCUCAACCGGCAGCUGGUGAACAUGGGCUUCCCACAGUGGCAUCUUGGCAACCAUGCUGUGGAGCCAGUGACCUCCAUCCUGCUCCUCUUCCUGCUCAUGAUGCUUGGUGUUCGUGGCCUCCUGUUGGUGGGCCUGGUCUACCUGGUGUCCCACCUGAGUCAGCGGUGAC